AUGGUUAUUAGGAAGUGCUGGGAUUUUAUGCGGGAAGACAUUAUGAAAGUGGUAAGAGAUUUUAAUAAAUUGGGAACUAUGAAUUGGAGACUAAAAACUAUUUUUCUUUCUCUCAUCCCCAAGAAAGAAACUGUAGAAAAAGUGAAGGACUUCAUCCAUAUAGGCCUCAUGGGAAGUGUAUGCAAAAUGAUUUCCAAAGUGUUAGCAGAAAGAUUAAAAUCUGCUCUCCCGUACAUCAUUUCGGAUCAGCAAUCUGCGUUCAUAAAAGAAAGACAAAUUCUUGAGUUUGCUCUUUUGGCUAACGAAUGCAUAGACUCUCGAAUCAGAAGUGGUACACCGGGGGUGAUAUGCAAGAUAGAUUUUGAGAAGGCUUUCGACCAUGUCUCUUGGGAUUUCGUUGAUGACGUGCUGGCUAAAAUGGUUUUUGGAGAAUUAUGGAGAAAGUGCAUCCAAGGUUGUAUCUCAGAUACUCCUAUCUCGGUGUUAAUCAAUGGCUCGGCUCACAGAAAAUUCACUACAGGUAAAGGACUGAUGCAAGGUGUUCCUCUCUCACCCUUUAUCUAUAUUAUUGUCGUUGAAGCCUUGCAUCUCUUGCUCCAAUCAGGGAAAGAACAAGGUCAUAUAGGAGGCUUUGCAAUGAGUCAAAUGGGGUCGUGA
This is a messenger RNA of Papaver somniferum (opium poppy), 657 nucleotides long. RefSeq lists its product as uncharacterized. Bases 1 to 657 code for a protein of 218 amino acids. NCBI's taxonomy places the organism in Eukaryota, Viridiplantae, Streptophyta, Magnoliopsida, Ranunculales, Papaveraceae. The transcript has a single exon. The record is from RefSeq and is a predicted model, not a curated record.